UGAAGUGCGAUUGGCUGGAAACAUGUCACAUGGGAACAGAUGCCUUCAGGGCUCACAAAAAACUCCGGCAUACUGAUGACAACCACAUAUUCAUGAAACGGUCAAAUUAUCGUACAUUUGGCCUUUUUUGGGAUUAUUGAUCGUACACCUGCGAUAAUUAUCGUACACCUGUCUCACUUUGAGUCUCAAAGGCCCAAUCCCAAACCGGCCCCUAUCCCCUCGCCCUAUUCACUCCCCCUCCGUUUGCGCGGUCACGCGGAGCUUCGCCAUAUUAAGGGCCGUCCCAAACCAAUUAUCGCUGAGUGCGAGUGGACUGCUCAGCCCUUGGAUAGCGAGUGUGCAUCAGUGCAGACUUCUGAUGAGCCCAGCAGGAAGCGCAACAUCACAAUGGAGGAAACAACGUACAAAUGGACAGAAGAAAAAACAAAGCAGUUAAUCGAUCUACGGAUUAAAAAUGAGAGUCUCUUCACUAAAAAGAGGAAUGCUGCAAAGCAGGAUGGGGGAAGACUGCCCAGAUUAAUGAAUGACGUUCAUCUGUAAAUGUGUGAACUGUGUCUAGAAAAUAUGAACAAGUUAAUUACUUUGAUUACACUGCACUGUAUCUCUUAUCUGACGUAUCCAAGUUUAUUUUUAAUAUAACUCAUUUUAAUUAAUAUUUAAAAAAAAAACAUUUUUAUAGCCUGUUGCUCUAUUUUGCUUUCACAAAGCGUCUGUCGGUAUCCAUGGUUACAUCUGCUUCCUUCUUCCGGUAGAGUGGCGAGGGCGUCCCAUCUGUUUGGCUUCUCUUUCACACUUCCCCUUAAUCAGGAGUGCCCUCCACAGCUGCGAGUGUAACUUGAUUUGGAGUGACACUCGGUAGAGAAGUGGUAGUGGGUAGGGAGUGGUUUGGGAUUGGGCCAAACUCUCUCUUUAGACCAACCUCUGUGCGCGCGCUUUAUAUUUCGAAUUUGUUUUGACCAAUAGCUGAUGAGCCUGAGUGCGCGUGCUCAUUGGUCCCGGCCUGGACCAAUGAGCGCCGCCCUGUCUCCGGCAGCUCCUUUAUAAGGCGGCUGUUGACAGUGUGUCAGUAUUCCUUGUUUCGCUGUGAACACACAGAGAGCUAAAAAACCAAGAUGGCAAGAACCAAGCAGACCGCCCGUAAAUCCACUGGAGGAAAAGCUCCCAGGAAGCAGCUGGCCACCAAAGCUGCCCGCAAGAGCGCCCCGGCCACCGGCGGAGUCAAGAAGCCUCACCGUUACAGGCCCGGUACCGUGGCUCUCCGAGAGAUCCGCCGCUAUCAGAAGUCCACCGAGCUGCUCAUCCGCAAGCUGCCCUUCCAGCGCCUGGUCAGGGAGAUCGCUCAGGACUUCAAGACCGACCUGCGCUUCCAGAGCUCCGCCGUCAUGGCUCUGCAGGAGUCUAGCGAGGCUUACCUGGUGGGUCUCUUCGAGGACACUAACCUGUGCGCCAUCCACGCCAAGAGGGUCACCAUCAUGCCCAAAGACAUCCAGCUGGCCCGCAGGAUCCGCGGGGAGAGGGCUUAGACUCAGCCCGCACCAGCUGAGACUGAUCUCAGACCACUCUCAGUAAAACCAACGGCUCUUUUAAGAGCCACAUACACACACACUAACAGAGCUACACGUCCCCUGACACACACUGGUAACAUCACAGCAUGCACGUGAUCAAUCCAGCAACUAUUUAAAUCUCCCACCAUCGUGCUGCGUUCAUGUGCUGUCAGUAACUAUUUAAACCUCCACCAUCGUGCUGCGUUCAGGUGCUGUCAGUAACUAUUUAAACCUCCCACCAUCGCGCUGCGUUCAGGUGCUGUCAGUAUUAGGUUUUGAUGAUCACACUUGUUCUUCUUUGAUCUCAGUCACUUCCCCCGGUGUCUUUCACUACAGUCUUUACUACACAAGGUCAAACCCAACAUUUUCAUGCCGUCUCUCCGGAUGGAGCAGGAGUGUGACGUCCACACGAGGUGACGUCACACCGUUUUACUGUUGCUUCACUAACUGUUAAACAGGAAGAGUUAAAGCUUCAGCUGGUUUCCCUCUGAUGGUUCUAAACAGUGUUAAGAUAUAAAUGUUUUUUGUAACAGUUAAAAUACACAGAAAAUGGCUCACAGUUCAGUGUGUGUUUGCA
Molecule: messenger RNA, 2121 nt
Organism: Epinephelus moara (kelp grouper)
Lineage: Eukaryota; Metazoa; Chordata; Actinopteri; Perciformes; Serranidae
Product: histone H3
Exons: 2
Coding region: 1113-1523 (136 amino acids)
Cellular component (GO): nucleosome
Molecular function (GO): structural constituent of chromatin; DNA binding; protein heterodimerization activity
Source: RefSeq, a predicted model, not a curated record